UGUAGUUUCCGACAUCACGACAAAGGGUGACCAUGGUUGGCUAAAGAAGUCGACAGCAGCCCUACACGGGAGAAAGUGAGAACAGCCGCACGCAUGUCACGAACCGCAAUGAGGAGCAACCAGCAGCUGCCCACCCCGCCUGCAGCCUUUGUCGAGAGGAAGCAGCGCAUCUUGCAGCAACUUUCCGUCCCCACAGACGAGUACACAGAUGCCUCGCCCAAAGGAUCUAUAGACGUCGGCAUCAGAGACCUGAUUGAUGAGAUCAAUGCUCUGGACGGGUUUGUGACAACGAGCAGCUGCGCAGGCAGGGUCAGUGUCUUUGUUGAGGGCGUCAAGAACGCAUCUGCUGCAGGGGCAGUAAGUGACGGCCAGGCAGAAGUCGGCGCCGCCACUACGACGAUCGAGGAAGCGGCACUGCCAGCUACUCUGGCCGGUGUUGGAGGCAAAGGCGGAGGUGGGAAUUGGUUGUUUGUCUCCCAUGAUCCGGUGCCAUUCAAAGCUGGCGUUGAUGACCCAGCACAAGUCCUUGGUCUAUCGGGUGCGAACAUGUCAGAAUCUUUUUUUGAACAACCAGAGGCGGAUUCUCGACUGAUGCACUUCAAAUUUGAGCCCAUGAUCCUCCACGUCCUGACUGCCUCGCCAGAACAUGCGCAGCUUCUCCUUCGCUGUGGUCUACAGGCAGGUUUUCGCGAGAGUGGCGCCAUCAACCUAACCGCUUCAGCUGGCGAGACCGUCAUGCCCAUGGUGGCGAUACGCUCAAUGGGCUUGCUGCUCGAGUCUCUGGUUGGAGAACAAAUUCAGGGUCAAAGAUAUUGCACGGUAUCCUCCGGAUACCUGGGUCGACUGCUGGAUAUCUCGAAUCACAGGUUCCAUGAAAAUACAAAGAGGAUAGCCCGGUUCCGCUCUGCGGUAUUGGACGCAACGAGUACGAAGGCGACAAAGAAGGAUGGGACAGAGUGGGAGGACGCGGAAACAAGGCGAGCACGCAAGCGUGAGGAAGGAUUGCGGCGUCGAGAAGAACUUCUGCGGGAGCAGCAAACACGGACCACAGUAGGAGAAGACCAAGUCUCAAAGGAUAGCCUCCUCGAUCCUAACAUGACAUGA
This is a messenger RNA of Microdochium trichocladiopsis, 1104 nucleotides long. Its product is annotated as methyltransferase TYW3-domain-containing protein. The transcript has 2 exons. Gene Ontology annotation, biological process: tRNA methylation. NCBI's taxonomy places the organism in Eukaryota, Fungi, Ascomycota, Sordariomycetes, Xylariales, Microdochiaceae. The record is from RefSeq and is a predicted model, not a curated record. Gene Ontology annotation, cellular component: cytoplasm. Gene Ontology annotation, molecular function: tRNA methyltransferase activity. The coding region runs from base 94 to 1104 and encodes 336 amino acids.